Spirometra erinaceieuropaei is the source of this 4108-nucleotide messenger RNA. The record is from the annotation of a GenBank genome assembly. NCBI's taxonomy places the organism in Eukaryota, Metazoa, Platyhelminthes, Cestoda, Diphyllobothriidea, Diphyllobothriidae.
AUGAUCAUAGUCACAAUAGACGCAAGUUAGUAUACAAUCGUUGCGAGUUUUGUGAACUGCACCUAAUGAUUCAUCGGGUGUCUAAGCCAUCGUUACUAAAGUUAACAGGGCGAAUAAGAGCUUCUUCUCUGCGUAAAUGGAUAGCUUGCUGUACCAGAAGAUGAAGAUGCGAUCACUGGAACAAGAAAUUUAUUGGUCUGGCGUUUCGGACUCUCACUCGAAUCCAUCAUCAGAGACAUUCGCAGAUAAAGGUGAUGGUGGCACCAGGAGUGCAGUAUUUAUAGCACGUGGCUGCCGUGGACCGUAUGCGCACUGCAAUUAACAAUUCUCGCAAUCAGCGCUGAGGUCGUAAUUGAUGCGGUAAUGGCUUGUCAGUCCGCGUCCGAGUCGUUAAUUGCCGUGAUUUCGUCACCCGUGCUGGAUGCUGGUGUGACGAUUGUUCGGCAAACUGGCUCACUGUCACUGUGAUAAUUGCUCGCCCGCGCCCUCCCCACGUGACUGAUUCUCCUGCCCAGGGGAAAUCGCAGCAUACUAUGCUAUAAAUACUGCACUCCUGGUGCCACCAUCACUUUUAUCUGCGAAUGUCUCUGAUGAUGGAUUCGAGUGAGAAUCCGAAACGUCAGGCCAAUAACUUUCUUGUUCCAGUGAUCGUAUCUUCAUCUUCUGAACUGCUACGUGGAACUCGCUUGUUCGCUUCUGGGAGCUUGCUGUAUGUCAGGCGAUUGCGUUUAUUCCCUAAAAAUAAAGAGGAUCGUAAUUUGCCCGUAGUGGCUGUUUUUUUCUCUGCCAAGUGGUUAGUUUUACUUUUUUGAAUAAUCCCUUUUGACCAGCGUGCAAUAAUUUGCAGCACUUGCGUGCAACUCUUCUGACUCACAAUCUGUUCUUUUUACUCUCAGUCCGACUCAUCCAUUUCGACCUACAACCACUGAGCUCUAGCGCCAUCGCCUCACCCUCUGCCUUUCCGUGAAUGUCAUCAUGGUAAGCCUUGGGCAAGUGAUGAUGCGUAAUGUUGUUGAUCCGGUGAGACUAUUUGCUGAGAUGCGUCUGAUGCUUUCUUUCAUCCAAUUUCAAAAAAUUACGUUGCCUUUUAGCCGCCUACCUCCUUCCCCCCCCCGAUGAGUUUAAAAGGUGAGUCUAAACCACGUGUGACUUGCACAUACCUCUUUUCUCUAGACGCUAAUGAUUUAUUUCCCAACGUUGAUCUGAAAACAUGACAUUCAAUUUGUCAGUCGUAUGGUCGUAGAAGCAAUCUGGAAUGUGCAAGAGGCUGUCUUCUUCCAGCGGACUACCCAUCAGUUAUCGGCUCUCUGCCGGCGACCUGGGGCAGUUGGUGCUAGGACGCAUCUUCGAGUGAAACCCAGGUACUCCGUUCGUGUUCCCUAUUUGUUUUUCUGAAAGCGGCUUAGACUUGCAAAUACUUAAGAUUUUUUAAAUUAUUUCUAAAAGAACUUGACCUUGGUGAGGUCGAAAUUGCCCGGACGGUCGGGGCAUCUGUAUGAAUUAUACGUUUAACUCACCCAUAACAGUGUUUGCUGCAGAAAUAAUUGCUUAUCACAGUCGUUGCUUCAAGCAUAAACCCCUAUUGCGAGUAAUUUCUGCGUCCUUAUAUGGAACCAAGCCAAGUGUGCUUGUGAAUGGCCCAGUGUCUGCACUUUUUGCCCUGAAAUGGAGCACUCGGUAGCUGCGCUGGACCAGUACGGAAGCUAGAUCGGGUUCCGGUAAGCGUUAUUGGAAAUGCGCGCCCAUAACAAAUGUCGACAUUAUGGGUGUGACAGUUCUCCUAAGUGCAGGCCCUUGCCGUCCCCACAUUUUGUUGUGUAAAAUUCUGGUCGGCUGUACGUGCGGACCAGGAGAGAGGGUGGUAGUACGCCUAGAUGUGUUGGUUGUCGCCGUGCCAGCCACCUACGCCUGCCUGCCCUUCCAGUCUUCUUGACCGUCAUGACACCGAGCCCCGGUGUGGAGGAGAGAGUGUGGUAGAUGCUUCGCAAGUCUACUGUCACUAUAAACGAAUUCACACACAAAUUUCCGUCCCUGCUGUGGAGCGCACAGUGUAAAUCGUCGGUCACAACGGUCGAACUAUCGUCCGGUGUUAUCGUCACCACAACGGACUGCGCUGAGUCUGCGGAAGCCUAUAAGUGCCGCCGUACAUUCGUGUGGUAGCACGUCUUAGGCAUUUAUGCCGCAUCAGCCACUGUGUCCAAUGUCAUCAGUUGAUCGACAGGCUGGGCAGCUGAGAGAUUGACACGGCAAAUCCGUGCUUUUCUAAUCAAUCACACGGGUUAGGGAUCAUGGCUCGGAAGGUUGCGAACUGAUGUAGUAACUCGAGAGCCAAGUUCAUCAGGACUGAGAACCAAGUCACAAUAACCACUUCAUAAUGUGACACGACCUUUAGUGGAAUUUAACGAACUCGCGUUAGGCGAGCAAGCUGUUGCGGACUAGCAGCGACAGGACUGAUAGGAGUAAGGCUAGGGUCUGGAAAACCACCUACCCUGUAGUAUGCCACAGAGUCCGCUGACGACAGCGAGGCAUGGCGACCGCGAGUCUCCAUUAAAUACGUCCUUUUUACUACUACUGCCUACCAGGCUGACCCUCCACCUAAGGACGACGUUCAGAACUAGAGAGCCGGACUUUCGCCAAAUCCUCUAGUUUGCAUCUAAUGCAACUACCUAGAUGACGAAACUCGACUCAUGCUAGGGCGCGCCUGCAUGAGCUGACGCGUCUGGACCUCUGUCAGUGGGUCAAAUGGCUAGUAGGCAAGUCAACUUGGAGUAGGAAGAACUGCCCAUCGCAUGCAGAGACCUGAGAACUCUUCUUUCAGGGGCAACCCAGAGCCUAACCAUGUCAGUGUAAGGACAGUAUGAUGUGUGUACGUUGACCACCAGCUCCCCAGCGGGCGUUCGCCAGAUCAUGGUUCGCGCGGCAAAUAAAGUGCCACUUUUCUGGAAACUGCAUUGGCCUCCACCACAGUGAUAUCCUUAACGGCCAUGGUCGAUUUGGUGUGCAAGCAGGCCAAAGCCUCACUUAUGCGUCGAAAACCAGUGUCAACGAUGAUUACGCCUGGAGAUGCUAAUAGUAUGCAAAGUGCGGCCUUUUAUGACAAACCUCUGACGUCUGUCCGACUGUCCCUGGCGUAUCGGUUACUAGAAUGCUACGACCGGAAGUAUAACACGUAUGCACGACCAUGCAGUGGAUUUUCUCGAUGGGCUGAUGUAGGUUUUAGGCUUGCACAUAACUUCUAGGUACAUUUGAAUGCAUUUCGGGAGGAAGCUUUGUGGCUCUUUGUCACUUGUAGAAUUGUUGCUUUGUGUUUAUCGUGGUGCGAAGACGUUAUUUGAUGUUUCCUAACUGAAUUUUAUGGGUGCGUAUACUCCGAGUUUCAUCCCGAGCCCCUUUUGUCGACUUUGACGAAAGCAUAAUGUUGCAAUCUAGAUGCCUGGUUCCCGUUCUCCUACUGGGGUUUUCUGGUCUUCCGUAGUUAUCAGUUCUCUGACAAUUUUUGGACUAGAUUCCCAGUCCUAGGACUUGAAAAAGUCCUUAUCUUCGUUUACUCUUUUUCCAACCGUCUUAAGGCUCAUUCUCUCAUAUUAUUUAUCUCAUCCUUUAAGUUCUGUAAUUACACUGCACUCCACUGCCCGUGGCCACAUCUCAUUUCCAGUCGCCUUUACUGGUACGAUUGCUGAAUCCCACAUUAGAAGCCAGGGCUCUUAUAGGAUUCCCAUAAUGUGAUGUGUAAUUAACUAGGUGUUCAUAAAACGGCUUGGCAUUUUUCGGGAUGAGAGGUUUCAUAUUUGUUAUAAACCGUGCUUAACGUUCCGUGCACGUCUAGCUCUCUCACCCUCUCAAUUCGUUUACUCGAAGGCGAACCUCCACUUCUCUCAUCGUAAUGCAGCUUUAUUUCGUGCAGGCGAUUAACUAGCGUACACGUCUUUUUUUACUCAGAUCGCAGUUUGUAUCAGACAGAAACUAUUAUUCUCUCCCUUUUGUGUGCUGAACAUCUUGUUGCUUUUUUACCACUUUUAGACCUGGGUGCCAGGCGCAUCCGUUGGACUCCCGUCCGUCUUUGCCCUAUAUCUUGCUAUCGAAGCCCAUUUCCUAUGGAUCUAGAUGA